CGGUUACUAGCUGAUGCCUCAGGAUCGCACGAACGUUCGGGAGUUCAGCUUAAUGUACUGUAUACGUAUUGCUAGAGCUGAGGCCAUGGGGAAAGGGUGCAUCACUGCCACCAAGUACUUCCUGUUCCUGUUCAACAUCCUCUUCUUCAUUUUUGGAGCCCUGAUUAUGGGAUUUGGGCUGUGGGUCCUCCUAGACAAUGAGAGCUUCAUAGCUGUCCUACAGGAGUCAUCCACCUCACUGCAGGUGGGCUCCUACAUCCUGAUUGCUGUGGGCUCGCUCUCCAUGUUCAUGGGCUUCCUGGGCUGUAUUGGGGCCGUCUACGAGAUCCGCUGCUUGCUGGGCCUGUACUUCACCUGCCUCCUGUUGAUCCUCAUUGCCCAGGUGACGGCUGCUGUGCUCAUCUACUUCCAGCGGGACUUGCUGAAGAGUGAGAUGUCCAGCAUUGUGAACAGGAUCAUCGUGGACUACAGCGGGCAGAACAAGACCACAGAGCAGGCCUGGGACUACAUCCAGAGGACGAUCCAGUGCUGUGGCUGGACCGGUCCCAGUAACUGGACUGAGAAUACCCUGAUGAAGAACAGCUCCCUGAUACUGUACCCCUGUUCCUGCCGGAACAUGUCCCUCUCCCAUGUGGAUGUCAAGGAAAGUGGCCUGUGUGAGAGCUCGUCCCCGGAGUGGCCUGUUUACAGCCAGGGCUGCAUCUCCAGUGUAGAGAACUGGCUCCUCAACAACUCCGGAGUUAUUCUUGGAAUCUGCAUCGGAGUGGCGGUCAUUGAGCUGCUGGGGAUGAUCCUGUCCAUGUGCCUGUGCAAGAGCAUUCAGCAGGAGGACUACACCAAAGUGCCAAAGUACUGAGGCUCAGGGCUGAUAAAGUGUACCCUCAGUGGUACAUAGUCCAUACUGUGCCAAUCCACUGUCCCUCUAUCUCUGUCCUGAACAAAUGACCUCUCACUGUCCCUCUGUCUCUGUCCUGAACCAGAGACCUCUCUUUCUGUCUCAUCUACUCCAAAA
Megalops cyprinoides (Indo-Pacific tarpon) is the source of this 1012-nucleotide messenger RNA. RefSeq names its product CD82 antigen-like. Gene Ontology annotation, cellular component: membrane. Bases 14 to 856 code for a protein of 280 amino acids. The transcript is spliced from 9 exons. The record is from RefSeq and is a predicted model, not a curated record. Lineage: Eukaryota; Metazoa; Chordata; Actinopteri; Elopiformes; Megalopidae.